CCUGUUCAUUUUGUCUGUCUAGAAAGACUCGACAGGUGCAAAACAAGAUACUCUGUUCAGAAAUGUUUUAUUAAAGAACCUUGGUCCAGUCUGUCUAAUUACGCAUUUUACGACGAUGUUGUCCUGUCUAAGGAUUAACAGAUUAUGUCAUCUGCGAAGCAACAUGUUUAUACAGACGGCAAAAAGUUUUAACAGAAAUGCCAGAGGAUCAAAAUUGUCUCUAAAAAGUAAUGAAAACAUUAUUACAGUGUCUGAUACAGUGUCUUCCAGUGUUGGAUUCAAAAGUUUGAUAAAACCAUUUAUAUUCACAGUCUCAUUUAGUGGAUGUUGCUUUGUAAGUGCAUCUAUUUGGCAGUAUGAGGAAAUGCGAAAGUUUGCUCUACGUUUUAUGAAUUCUCGUGAGCUUUCUUCCCAGUUUGAUCCUUAUGCUCCAAAAUAUACGCGAUUUAAAAUAAGAAGAAAGUUGAAUUCCUGGUGGAAUAGUCAAACUGAAGGCCAGAAAAUAGCAUGUGCUAUUAUUGGCAUUAAUUUGUGUGUCUUUUUGCUAUGGAGGAUACCAUAUUUUUACCCAAUCAUGAGGAAGUACUUUUGUGCCAGCCCUGCAUUAGAAUCUUCAUGUUUGCCAAUGUUCCUGUCAACAUUUAGUCAUAAUUCUUUUCUACAUUUGGCUGCUAAUAUGUAUGUGCUGUAUAGUUUCUGUACUAGUGGAGUUUCUUUUUUUGGCAAAGAACAGUUUUUGGCUUUUUAUUGCAGUGCAGGAGUAAUAUCCUCAUUUACUAGUUAUCUAUAUAAAGUGGGUACUGGAAGAUUUGUGACAACAUUAGGAGCAUCAGGUGCUUUGAUGGCUAUUCUGUCAUCAAUGUGCUUUCAGUUUCCUGAUGCUCAGCUGCAAAUUGUUUUUCUACCAUUUUUGACCUUCUCAGCUGGCCAUGCUAUGAAAGCAGUAAUGGCCCUUGAUCUUGUAGGUAUGUUUGCAAAAUGGAAAUUGUUUGAUCAUGCAGCUCAUUUAGGUGGUGCUAUUUUUGGAAUUGUUUAUGCAAAGUAUGGAUGUGAUUACAUAUGGGGGAAACGAGAAUAUAUAUUUUCUUUAUAUCACAAUAUUAGAGAAAGAAAAGAAUAGCUAUCUUUUCAAUAUUUUCAGCAGCAUCAUUAUUUGUCUUUUAUUUUGUUAACAGUUAAAGUUUAUACCAUAUAAACUUUUAAACUAUGAUAUAUAUUACCUAAUAUCAUAUUCUGAUUGUUUAAUACACUGAAAAUAAAGAACUUAUUUUUUAAAUAAAUUAUUUUGAAAUAUUUGA
This is a messenger RNA of Stegodyphus dumicola, 1298 nucleotides long. RefSeq names its product rhomboid family intramembrane serine protease rho-7 (gene rho-7). The record is from RefSeq and is a predicted model, not a curated record. Lineage: Eukaryota; Metazoa; Arthropoda; Arachnida; Araneae; Eresidae. Gene Ontology annotation, molecular function: serine-type endopeptidase activity. Gene Ontology annotation, cellular component: membrane.